AUGUUUUUACAACAGGAAAAAAGCGAAAUACUUUGCGUGCACAUAUUUCGAAAACCCAAUCAAUUUUAUCCACGGUCUCCAGUCAACGUCCGUCGGUUACAUUUCCUGUGGCGCGUUCGCAUCGGGGAACCACGGGAAAAAACCCGCUUUCGAAAUCGAAAUCCGCCAAACGCAAUAUCCAUCUACACGCCGUUCGGUCCGCGGGCCUUCGGGGGUGAUCCGAAUCGAUCGCCGUUCCCGCGUGCAUUCUGUUCUGCGUGUUAUGUUAUUGUAACAACAAGACGUACGAUCCGCGCGCGUAACGAUGUCGUCGCGCGCGUCUCCGGCGUGUGUUCCGCCGUUUAUUGUCGUACGUUUGACUCUUCCGAACCCCCCCCCCCCCCACCCCCAUUCCCCACUCAACCCUCGCGACACGUGGCCCCACGACGCGCGGCCCCGCGUGUCGUUGUGACAGUGGCAGAGAAAGUCCGCGCGCACCCGUACCGCCACGGCCGUCGGUUGAUAAAUUCGUAAAUGUUUUCGUUUUUUUUCCCGGUCAACCACCGCGUUUCGCCGGACCGUACGACAAUAAUAAUAACAACAAUAACGAAUAAUCGGCGCAUGCUCGAUCUCGUUACGCGAACGUGAAAUAGGUCGCGCCGUUUUAAAUGGCGUUCCGUGUUUUAUGGACCGCCGGCGUUACAAUAAAUAAUAACGCGCGAUAACAGCUAACGGUCGCGGUAUUAUUGUCAUCGGAAUAUAUUAUUACUAUUAUUGUUGUUGUUGUUGUUGUGUACGGGUUCGGCCUGUACGCGACGUCGCGGUUGUCGCUGCAGUAUCGGCGUUAUUGUUUUGCGAUUUUAUCAAGCGCGCCGGCAUUGCACGGACUCGGCGGCGUUCUUACACCGACGCGGACGCGUUUUAAAUACCAAGACCCGGGAAUCGAUAACGGCGGACCGAGUGCGGCCGGAAAAGUUUUCGCGCGCCGACGUCGGGUCGUUCCCGCGGUCGCGACGUCGCCGGCGGCCCCGGCACGCGGCCCGCUCGCCAUUUCGCCCGGGCCCUGUUGCCCGGGCGAAAUUUUUUUAUGUGAACACUUUUUCUACCAGAAAGCUUACUCAGAUGUAUACGAUGUAGAUUUUUUACUGAAAGGAAAUUUUCUUGGGGUUGUACUUUAA
Messenger RNA from Cinara cedri, 1157 nucleotides. The record is from the annotation of a GenBank genome assembly. NCBI's taxonomy places the organism in Eukaryota, Metazoa, Arthropoda, Insecta, Hemiptera, Aphididae.